Molecule: messenger RNA, 3079 nt
Organism: Lagopus muta (rock ptarmigan)
Lineage: Eukaryota; Metazoa; Chordata; Aves; Galliformes; Phasianidae
Gene: PSAT1
Product: phosphoserine aminotransferase 1
Exons: 9
Coding region: 57-1169 (370 amino acids)
Biological process (GO): L-serine biosynthetic process
Cellular component (GO): cytoplasm
Molecular function (GO): O-phospho-L-serine:2-oxoglutarate transaminase activity; pyridoxal phosphate binding
Source: RefSeq, a predicted model, not a curated record
UUUAUACCGGCGCGGCGGCCGGGGGCGGCGAGCGGCGGUGGGCGAGCGGCGCCAUCAUGGAGGGGGGGAGGCAGGUGGCCAACUUCGGCGCUGGGCCGGCCAAGCUGCCGCGCUCUGUAUUAUUAGCAGCACAAAAAGAAUUGGUGGACUACAAAGGACUUGGCAUUAGUGUUCUUGAAAUGAGCCAUCGGACCUCGGAUUUCUCAAAAAUUUUAAAUACAGCUGAAAAUCUCUUGCGUGAAUUACUAAUUAUACCAGAAAACUACAAAGUUAUUUUCCUCCAAGGAGGUGGAUCUGGUCAGUUCAGUGCAGUCCCACUAAACCUGAUUGGCUUAAAGGAGGGUAGACAGGCGGAUUAUGUGGUUACUGGAGCUUGGUCAGCAAAAGCUGCUAAAGAAGCAGAGAAGUAUGCCAAAGUGAAUAUUGUUCAUCCGAAACUAUCAGCCUAUACAAACAUUCCUGACCCAGGCACUUGGAAUCUCAAUCCAGAUGCAUCGUAUGUGUACUACUGUGCUAAUGAGACUGUUCAUGGUGUGGAGUUUGACUUUGUACCUGAUGUCAAAGGAGCAGUCUUGGUUUGUGAUAUGUCAUCAAAUUUCCUGUCGAGGCCUGUGGAUGUUUCCAAGUUUGGUGUGAUUUUUGCUGGUGCUCAGAAGAAUGUUGGCUGUGCUGGAGUUACUGUUGUAAUAGUACGUGAGGACUUGCUGGGAUUUGCACUGAAGGAAUGCCCUGUAGUGAUGGAUUACAAAACACAAGCAGCGAAUGGCUCUUUAUAUAACACUCCUCCGUGCUACAGUAUCUAUAUCAUGGGACUGGUGCUGGAGUGGAUAAAGAACAAUGGUGGAGCUGCAGCCAUGGACAAACUUAGUUUAAUCAAAUCACAAAUGAUUUAUGAUAUCAUAGAUAGGUCUAAUGGAUUCUAUGUAUGUCCAGUGGAGAAGAAGAACCGAAGCAGAAUGAACGUCCCCUUCCGCAUUGGCAGCAUCAAGGGUGAUGAAGUCCUGGAAAAGAAAUUCCUUGAGAAAGCUGUGGAACUUAACAUGAUAUCUCUGAAAGGACAUCGAUCUGUGGGAGGAAUCCGUGCCUCUUUGUAUAAUGCAGUGACUGUAGAAGAUGUUCAGAAGCUUGCAACAUUCAUGAGAAGCUUCAUGCAGAUGCAUCAGUCAUAAAUGCACAUGUGUUAGAGCCAUGCUGCACGUCUAUCAAAUAAAAGCUAAAGUGUUUGGAAAUCACUGUGCUUAUGCACAGACAUAGCGCACAAAUUACAUAUUCUUGUACUUCCAGUAGCUAUUUUAGUUAUCUGUAUGGAAUUAAGGCCUUCCAGGGGCUUGGCAGUCUUGGCUCCUAUCUGAAGAUGAAGAGUAUUAGACUGAUCAAGAUUGGAACCAAAAUUUGCAAAGCUUAAUGUAUAGUUAAAGCAUUGUGAGAUGCUAUGGAUCUCAGUUCUGGCCAUUGACAUGUCACUACAAUGCUCAGUUGAAACUAGUCGUUCUUUAAUUAUACAUAAACGCAGAAUAGGAAUCAGUACUACUUUUUGGAAAAAAAAAAAAUCUCAGCUGUCUCUUGUUGCUAGUUAGAAAAUGACUUCUUCAAAUAUACCUUGUUAUCACUAAAUUCCUAAAGGCAGAAUUUCUUACAAGUUUUCUAUAGAGCUUUACACAGACUAUACGACUGAACAGUGAGUGGCAAACUAACAUUAAGUGUUCUCUAAGGGUGUCUAGUUAGUUUAUCAGAUGUUUCAGUAAUAGUUUUCAGGAGUUAAUAUCUAGUUUCUGAACUUCAGGCCACUGUGUUCAAAACUUUGUUUCCCUGCAUGAGUUUUUAGGACAGUCCCUUGCAGUAGUACACACUAGUGACUGGGUCUUUUUUUUUGGUAUUUCUACUUACUGGUUGAGACCUAAGAUGCAUGGACUUAGAAUUAAAUUAGCAUAUAAUAUGAACUGCAUAGAGAAACUUAUUUUAAACUUCAGUUUAUUAACUUUGUAUUCUUAUACUGGAGUGUGAGUAUUGCUGCUCCUACCAAAAACCUGCUUUAAUUUGCUACCCUUGUGCCAAUUUGGAUUGCUGUAUUCCACUCUAUGAAUCUGUGACUUUCUCUGCACUGACUUCUUAGUUCAAAGUGUCUUUCCUCUCUAAGUAUUUUCUUUGCCUUCUCGUUGCUUCAGUUCUGUCAGCUUUUGUAUGUGGGAUUCUGCCCAGCUGCUGUAAGUGAAAGUCUUGACUUCUGAUUAUUCCUGACAAUACAUCACACUUUAGGUCUAUUUUUCUUACUUGAAUCUUAUGGCUUAUUCCAGACUUUGAUACUCUGGGGUAGGGGAGGAACUAUGUUAAUGCAAAGAUCUUCAGAAGAUCUUCUAUGUAAUACCCUACUUGGGUUACUUUUCCUUCUUGGCCUGUGAAUUUGGUGCCAAUUAAUGUAUUUUGAUACUGGCUUCCUAUUUUAAAUUACAUAAAUGCUCUCUGAUCCUAUUAUAACAUUCAGUAUUACUGCAACUGAUUUCAGACUGCUGUGUUUCUGGUAAAGAACUGAGUCUUAUUGUUUUAUGUAACACUAAUACAGUAGUAAUAAUCUAAUAAUACCAAUGAUGGACUGCUCCUUUUCUUGUGAAAUCUCACAGCAAAUAAGGGGAUAGGGGCAAGGGGUGACUUCCUCUUGUCAUCAUUUUAUGACUGCUGUUAGGAGAUGUUUAUCAAUGUAAUGUAACUCAAAAUAAUUAAAUAAAGUUGGUGAAGAAAAUAAAACGUUUCACAGCAUGCUGUGAAGCACAGUGUGUUUGAAGCUUUUUGUGGCAAAAGGGUGAGAACUCCAUGCCUAGUAUGUGUUAGAAUUUUAGACUCCAGUAUCAUCCUUUUUCCUUAUUAAUGUUUCCCUCAUCUAUUAUUUUUCUGAAAAUAUUUCAUACAAUUACCAUGGAAAAAAAGACUGCACAAUAGGCUUAAAGGAUGCUUUUCAUGCCAUUCAUGAAGAUUUAACUCAAGUCUUAUAUUAAAGCUAUUUAACAUUUAAUUAGAAUUCAGUUUCCUACAGAGUUCUGUAGACUUAUUUUCAACGUUAACUGUGACUUGAAAGUUAAUAAAU